GUAAUGUAACUUGUUGGAGGAGUUGUACAUGUGAUAAAAUUAGCAGUUGUAGUACUUAUUGUCGAAACAAAGUAUCCUGAAUAUAUAAAUGCUAUAGAUGUUCCAGUUGUAUAGGUAUAUUUCUCAUUUUAGUCUAAGAAACUAAAUUAAGCUUGCCAUUAUGAAUUAGUUAUUUAAAUCAAGCAAGCAAGGACAAAAUUGAUUAACAAUGUCAUUAAUUAAAUAAAAGAAAAUAAUUUAUAAUAAGAUGUAUUAAAAAGAUAAGAAAAUGAAAAGUUUAGAAUUAUCAAAUCAUUUCGAUUAUCUUUCCUUUCUAUAGAGUUAGUUUUAAAUUAUUAUAGUAUUUAAAUAGAGGUUAAUAAAAAUAAAAUAUAUCACUUUUAGAAUUGGUAUAGGAUUUGCGAUUAAUUUUAUAAAAAAUGA
Molecule: messenger RNA, 423 nt
Organism: Paramecium pentaurelia
Lineage: Eukaryota; Ciliophora; Oligohymenophorea; Peniculida; Parameciidae
Source: the annotation of a GenBank genome assembly